AUGCCUUCCCUCGUUAUUCCAGAGUCGGGCUUGACGCUGCACAGCUCCCAGGGGUCUCCCUCUAAGGCCGGCUCGAGUCCUCCGGAUGUCUUCGGGCUCACUUUGACCGAUUCAGUAAUUGAGGAGAUGAUAAGAUGUGUACAGAAUGGAAAAGAACUCCAAUUGUCUUUUGGCGAACAACCUUCGCUUUCCUACGGAACCAAAGUACAAAAUCUACAAACCUCCGACGACCCUUUCACAUACGACAUCUUCCAAAGUGCCAAUACCUCAGAUUCAGACUCGAGUACCGCAGACAUGUCUUCGCAACAGAGACCCGACAUGAAGAACGGGGUUAUCAAUGUCCGAAAUAAACCAAACCUGUCGUGGAUUGCCAGCAUCACUGGCAAAAGAUACAUUCCGGCUGCCUUCGCCCAAGCAAAGUCCAAUGCCAAACCUACUACCUCAACCGCAACUGCAAAGACUACCAAGCCGGCAUCCGAUACUACCAGUGCAGAUGCGGCUCUAAGUCAACUUCAAGGCGCUCUCGCUUCCGAGAAACAGAAGAAGUUGGCCAAUACCACUCAAAUCAUCAAUGGCAAUCUAGCUGCACCCCGUCGAGGCGGCCCAGCUCCCAAGUCGCUGACGAACAAGAGCAAGUUCCUCAGCCAAAAGAAUCGUUCCCUUGCGAGCGAUACCACUAGGUCCAUGCCCUCGAGCCCAGCUCUGUCUGGAGCUGGCUCCCCAUCCCUCGGUCCUACCUCUGUCCCACUCUCCCAGCAGCAAGCUGAAAAGGCAAAGGAGGCUCGUAAGCCUGUUAUCCACCUCCUCGCAGUCGAGCCACUCGCCGAGAAGACCCUUCAGAAGCGACUCCCCGAUGUAUCUGAGAAUGAUCUGGACAACGCAUUGCGUAAAGUCGGCGAUUUGAACGAGACUACUGGAAAGUGGGAAUUGCGGAAGGCGUUCUGGAAGGAGCUUGACGUUUGGGCCUACAAGUACGGCUCAAAGGAAGAUCGCCAGCGUGCGAUUGACAACGCCGUCAAGCAGUAUGACAAGAUGCGGCUAGGUGUUUCGGAGCCAGAAUGGGACAGAUUAUUGACCAAGGCCGAGCGUGGAACUGGCAAGUGUUUGAGCAAGUUGCAAGCGGAAAUCGCGAAGGGUUCUUUGGCGGCAAGAAAGUCAAACAGUCAAAAUACGGAAGGAUCUGGCCGCGAUACUCCCAAUGGCGAAGAGGAUCAGUUGGAGGAUAAAACUUUGUCCAAGAUCAAGGGUGAAAGUAUGGCUCGGUCGGCUUCACAACCACCAGCAACGAAGUCGAAGAAGACCAGCGAAAAGGAAGCUCAGGCAAAGCGACUGUUCUCAAAGCACCCACCUAAAUCUGCCAACAAGCCCGCUCCAAAGUCAACAGCUCCAGCCAAGAAAUCGGGACCAGUUCCCAAAGCAGGAACUAAGGUUCUCUCUGCUGAGUAUGUUGAGGAUUCAGAAGAUGAUUCGGAAGCACCUGUGCCAAGCAAAGAGAGCCCUACCAAGGAGAAGACUACCAAGGAAAAGAUUGUUAAGGAGAAGCCAAAGGCAAAGCCGACAAAACCAGCAGUCAUGAAGCGCGCCCGUGAAGAGGAUCACGAUACAAGCGACUCCAGUAUCCCACUCAGCAAGAAAGUCAAAAAGGACGUCCCUGUUACCGCAGCUACCCACCGCGUUUCCGAUGCCAGCCAAACAUCGCGAACCACUAACAGCUCCUACUCUUCUUUCAACUAUAAGAACAAGAGCAACUCUCCUCAGAAGUCCUCUCCUCUCGCCUCCUCUCCACCAACCAAUGCUUCCGAUAUCGAGAACUCCUCUAACGACCGAACCUCGUCAUCCGCCUCUCCGGCUCCUCGCUUCUCCACCAAGAACACUCGAUCGCCUAUCCACAAGCGUCACCAAAAAUCAUCUUCCGUCACCUCAUCCAGUUCAAACGGUUCUCGUCUCAAGCCAAAAGCCAUUGAACUUGCCGCCAAGUAUCGCCUUUACUACCCACGUUACGUCGAGCUCUUUGAGGAAGUUGUUGCCGAAGGUGAUAAGCGCACCAAGAGCAAGGAGCGUGAUCUGCUUGAUAUGCACUCUCGCCUGGAAAAGAUGCGCAAGGAUAUUGCUAUCUACAUGGCUGAUGAGUAA
Molecule: messenger RNA, 2133 nt
Organism: Cadophora gregata
Lineage: Eukaryota; Fungi; Ascomycota; Leotiomycetes; Helotiales; Ploettnerulaceae
Exons: 3
Coding region: 1-2133 (710 amino acids)
Biological process (GO): transcription elongation by RNA polymerase II; ubiquitin-dependent protein catabolic process via the N-end rule pathway; protein ubiquitination
Cellular component (GO): ubiquitin ligase complex; transcription elongation factor complex; cytoplasm
Molecular function (GO): ubiquitin protein ligase activity
Source: RefSeq, a predicted model, not a curated record